Molecule: messenger RNA, 897 nt
Organism: Xyrichtys novacula (pearly razorfish)
Lineage: Eukaryota; Metazoa; Chordata; Actinopteri; Labriformes; Labridae
Source: the annotation of a GenBank genome assembly
AUGAUCAACACCAUGGAGUGCGCAGCGGACGCGCAGAGUCUGAUCUCCAUUUCUCUGAUGAAGAUCCAUAACUCCAGGACGCAGAGAGGAGGCAUCAAGCUGCACAAAAACCUGCUGGUCUCGUAUGUGCUGCGGAACGCCAGGCAGGUCUACAUCAAGGAGAAAUACGCGGAGAUCUACAGGAUGCAGCAGUACGAAGAGGUGAUGACGGUCUGCAAUGAGAUCCAGGAGCUCAACCCGCUGGAUCUGGACGCAGAGGACGCGGAGGAUGAGGAGCAGGCGCGGGCUGCUUGCUGCGGAGAGGAGGCGAGUCUGUGCGGAGCUGCGUGCCACCGAGGCGCGGCGCAACUAGCGGUGCACACCCGGGCAGCUGUGAGCGCUCUGCCAGACUGCUGUCCGUUGGAGGAGAGCAGCAAGGAGCCGGAGCCCUGCUACUACCGGAGCUGCUGCAUGGAGACCUCUCCGGUGUCACAGUGCGAGCAGUUCUCCGCGAACAGCUCCGCGUACUGCAACAAAACCACCGUGCUGGACUUGGACACGCAUGUGGUGACCACGGUGGAGAACGGUUACCUCCACCAGGACUGCUGCUGUGACGCGCUCCAGUGCGGACAGAGCGCGCAGUCCCCGGCCAAGAAACGAAAGGUGGAGUUCGGUUGUUGUGUGUCCGAUGUGGAGGAAAUCUCGGAUUUUGCAGCGGCUCGCAAAAGAGCGAAACGCGAGGACUGUUCCUUUUUCCACCCGGACUACACGGACACUUCACACAUCUCCAACCUCAUCUCCAUCUUUGGAUCGGGGUUUUCAGGGCUGCUCAGCAGACAGGCGGACGUGGAACAGAUAUGUAGCAAGCAAGUCCUGGCCAGUCUGGGUGCGUGGACCCGGGCGAUCGUGGCGUUUUGA